CCACUCGUCGCCGCUGAACUCCGCCACUGCAGAAUCGGUCGUUACAGCGGCGCAACAGACGGACUACAAAUUACAGAUGGACCAGCAGGACCAGUCCUAUAUGUUUGCAAGUCUGACACGGCCUCAUUCUGAGCAGCUGCUGCAAGGCCUCCAGCUCUUGCGGCAGGAUCACGAACUAUGUGACAUUGUCCUGCGUGUGGGUGAUGCCAAGAUCCAUGCCCACAAAGUAGUGCUGGCCAGCAUCAGUCCCUACUUCAAGGCCAUGUUUACGGGUAACCUUUCGGAAAAGGAGACUUCUGAGGUGGAAUUCCAGUGUAUCGACGAGACGGCCUUGCAGGCCAUCGUUGAGUAUGCUUACACUGGCACGGUGUUUAUCUCCCAGGAAACGGUGGAGUCUCUGCUACCAGCUGCCAACUUACUCCAGGUUAAGCUAGUACUUAAGGAGUGCUGCUCCUUCUUAGAGAGCCAGCUGGACGCCGGAAACUGUAUAGGCAUCUCCCGCUUUGCAGAGACUUAUGGCUGUCAUGACCUGUGCCUGGCUGCAACUAAGUUCAUCUGUGAGAACUUUGAGGAAGUCUGUCAGACGGAGGAGUUUUUUGAACUGACGAGGGCGGAGUUGGAUGAAAUUGUGUCCAAUGACUGCCUUAAGGUGGUUACAGAGGAGACUGUAUUUUACGCCCUGGAGUCGUGGAUCAAAUAUGAUGUAACUGAGAGACAGCAGCAUCUGGCUCAGCUGCUGCACUGUGUUCGCCUUCCACUCCUCAGCGUCAAAUUCCUCACUCGCCUAUAUGAAGCCAACCACCUUAUACGAGAUGACCACGCAUGCAAACACCUGCUCAAUGAGGCUCUCAAAUAUCAUUUUAUGCCUGAACACCGGCUGUCCUAUCAGACUGUGUUGUCGGCGCGGCCCAGGUGUGCCCCUAAAGUGCUGCUUGCAGUCGGAGGCAAGGCUGGAUUGUUUGCCACAUUGGAAAGCAUGGAAAUGUAUUUCCCUCAGACGGACUCGUGGAUAGGACUGGCCCCCCUCAGUGUACCCCGAUAUGAGUUUGGCGUGGCGGUGCUGGACCACAAAGUAUACGUGGUGGGAGGCAUCGCCACACACAUGAGACAGGGCAUUAGCUAUCGGAGACACGAGAGCACGGUAGAGAGCUGGGACCCUGAAAGCAACACGUGGUCUUCGGUGGAGCGUAUGGCCGAGUGCCGCAGCACGCUCGGGGUGGUGGUCCUGGCUGGAGAGCUGUACGCCCUGGGAGGCUAUGACGGCCAGUAUUACCUCCAGUCAGUGGAGAAGUACGUCCCUAAGUUGAAGGAGUGGCAACCGGUGGCGCCCAUGACGAAGUCCCGCAGCUGCUUUGCCACAGCUGUGCUGGACGGCAUGGUGUACGCUAUUGGAGGCUACGGCCCAGCACAUAUGAACAGCGUGGAGCGGUACGACCCUAGCAAGGAUGCCUGGGAAAUGGUAGCCCCCAUGGCAGAUAAGAGGAUCAACUUCGGGGUUGGCGUCAUGCUCGGCUUCAUAUUUGUGGUGGGGGGACACAACGGAGUGUCCCACCUGUCCAGCAUUGAGAGGUAUGAUCCACAUCAGAACCAGUGGACAGCUUGCCGGCCAAUGAACGAGCCUCGCACUGGUGUGGGCUCUGCCAUUGUGGACAACUACCUCUACGUGGUAGGAGGUCACUCCGGGUCGUCCUACCUGAACACUGUCCAGCGCUAUGACCCCAUCUCAGACAGCUGGUUGGACUCAAGCGGCAUGAUGUAUUGCCGUUGUAACUUUGGUCUGACAGCCCUUUGACCCAUGGCCCAUCCAGCUUGGACCCAAUAAAAAGAACUUUAGACACAAAGACUUUUCUUUUUUGUUGUCUCCUCCUCCUGCCCCACAUUCAUCCUCCAAGUGCAGAUGAGCAUAGCUGCACACCUGCGUGAACACCAGAGAGCUUGCCGGGUGGAUGGAUGUGCCGGGCUAGCCAGCCGGCUAGACGGAGACCACCGUUCAUGGCUUCAGAGAUGAGGAAGAGCUGGAAGAGUCAAGCGGACAAGAGUGGAAGACGCUAGGAAAGCUGUUGUCACGGGGCACGCGGAGAUGACCGCUCUACUGCUGCUGGACCACAACGAGGACUUUGAGCCAUGUCCCAGAGGAUUGUGGGAAAAAUCUGGUCACUUAUGUUUCAAAAUUCUCUGUCAUGUUUGCAGACAUUGUUUUUUUUGUUCUCCUUCAUGUCAUUGAUUAUGUUUAAAACUGAAAUCCCCUGUUUUUUUUUUUUGUUUUUUUUUUCAGUUUCCCUGCUGCAACCAGAACUAUGUGUUCAAAUUUUGUAGAACACCCGCAGUUUGCUUGUGUAUUUGUAUGAAUAUGUGGUUGUUGGCCAUGUAGCGUGUAUGUUCGUGUGUAUGCUCAAGGGGUACGUGCAUGUCAGAUAGGACUGUUUGUUUUGUUACGUGUCUGCGUGCAGAAUUGAUGCUCGGGCUCAGCGACGCAAGAGCUCUGCAUCCAAAUCAGUGCUUCUGAAAAAAGAGAAAAGUUGGAAUCUUUAUAUUUUCUCAAAAAGGGCUGCCUUUCUCUCUCUCUCUCGUGUAAAUAGUCUAAAUGAAAUAUAUAGAUAUGAAUAUAUCCUCUAGUGCAUUGCCUGUAAAUGUUUUUUCUGCACUGGGUCACUAGUGUUUGCGCGAAUGCGUGUGUAGUUUGAUUCCCAGGGUCACUGUAGAGGUGAAUGACGAAUUCUCCUGAGAGUGUUUGCCACUAGUCUCUGCUUCAUCCUCGGAGCCAUUUAAAAAAAAAAAAAAAAGAAAAAAAAAAUCACCAUGUUCUAGCUUCUGUUACAUCGUUCUAAGGUCAGGUCAUGCACUUGCUACUCUUCACAAUAGUUGAAAUCGACCUUGGCCCUCUUUUCACCCUUUGGUCUGUACACAAUACUAACUGGUGCUAUAUUUAGGAUUCAGGAUUCAGCUGUUUGUCUGUGUUGCCUCACACAGUUAGGUCAACCUCUGCUUGGCCUCUGCUACAUUGUUGCAUUAGAUGUUAGUUAUUUACUUUCUGUGCAUUUAAAUGCAUAAAAUCUAAAUGGCCCCUAACCAUGCAAUAAAAUAAAAGUUCUACUGAAAGGGAAGCCUGUGGUUGGACAACCACAAACUCCUAUCCUCCCAUUUCCCAAAAGCCUGAAGAUUAGCACUAUGUUUUUCUUUUCUGUUAUUUAAACUGUAUCCUAGUUAACGGUUCCCUUCCGUCUUAUUAGUCCUGUUGCAGGAUAUGAGCAUGCUUUGUCGAUGUCUGUUGCCAGUAUACUGUCACUCUUUUGGCUACGAACAAGACUUUUUUUUCUGCCCGUGAUUGGCUCUGACACCUGCUCUAUGUGCUUGCUAAACUGCCACCAAACAUGUGAUCCUCAUGUGGCCAGGUCUUGCUUGCAAGCUCAGGUUUUCAGUAAUCUGUUCACAGCUUCGUGUGAAGUGCCAAAAUAUUAUUUUUUUUCCCAUCUUUUACACCGCAAGCUCUAGAGGCAACUCUCCUCGUGUGCCACAGUUGAAAUAUUUUCUCCUCAUCCUUAUCGCUAAUGUAUUAGUGAUAAGGAUUCCAGCAUUACAUUCUUCCAUGUGGUCGUAUGGAGAUGGAUGAUAAAGCACCAAGGGCUGUGCUAGCCAACUCAGGCCAAGUUGCCACUGUCACCAGUCCCAUGUCUUGGGAGAGAAAUCAGAGUGCGCCCAUGGGUGUGUGUGACUCCAGGGCUGGCUGUGGGCGUCACUCUGCAGCCUUGGGCUCAACUGACGACACUUCAAGCAAUGCACAACAGUCGAGGGGGCGCUUGACUAGGAGAAGGCUUGGUUGUGGUGUCUUACUGUUCACGUUCUAGUCAAGUUUGAGUUGCUUUGUGCACUGAUGUUUGCACAUAAAGUGGAAACUUUUAACCAAGCUCUGCAUUGCACUUACCAAACUAUUUGAUACAUAUUGUAAUUUGUACAUAUGUUUUUGAUUUAAGCUAAUGGCAUUUAGAAAAUGCAAUAAGACUUCUGUUCCCUCUGUGGAUGUAUAUGUUUUGUGUUCGUCUCUUUGAAAAGCCAAGGCAUCUCAUAUUGCUGUAACAGAACCCCACAUGGCAUGUCUGUCGAUUCACACUGUUGGCUGGUAAUGUGGACGUCCAAUGAAACAUCACACGGUACCAUUGACUUCUCCUCAACCUACCAGGCAUCUUGUGUUGCCAUUUUGUUGUGCAUGCUGGUUCAUUUGUACAAGGCAUAUGUGUAUUUAGGCACAUUCAAAUGGAUUUCUCCCAAUUUAAUUAGAGGUACACACCUUUAAAUAUUCUGCAGUUCUUUCACUAGUCUCGUAAACACUACACAGAUUCUCGUUUUUUCUUGCCAACUCUAAGCUUCACUUCUUAGAUCAGAACUUAAAUGACAUUUGCCUUGCAAAUCGGUCAGGGUGUCACCGUUGAAUCUUUCAGUUUGUUAUGGAUUGUUUGCAUCACAAUGAGUACUUUUCCUUCGAAUCUGUUUCGUUUUCAAAGUAAGCAACCCAAUUUGUAUUUCUGCAAAAUGUCAUUUUAUUUUAAAAUGACAUGAAGGACUAUUUUUGUAUUUAUAAUUUGUGUUGUCUGUUUAUGUUCUGUAACCUAAUUUCUGUCACCUGUAAGAGAUUUCUUCGUCUUUUUUUUUUUUUUAAGUCACUUUACCACAGCCACAGCACAAAUCACGCAGGCGUAAUUAUGUGCUGCCGCCAUGAUCCAUCUAGCAUCGCUGUUAUGUACAAUGUCGUGAUUUCUGCGGUGUAUACUAACUACUACUUUAAUGAGUUUCGGAGAGAGGCUGAUGAAAAUCUGCAAACGUGAAUCUGCAAAAAGAAGGGAUGUUAAAAUUGAGUUUGUACGCAUUUUUAUUAUGGCCUAACCAAUGUCAUGUUUUGCCACCACUCUCACCAAAGUGCUUGUACAAAGAAAGCAGAUGGAUGACUAACACCUGGUCUGCAAUGGGCUGCCACUUUGUUUGUGUCUGAGAGAAAAGAGAAAAAAAAAUCCUUUGAAACUGAUGUCAAUGUUAGCCAAAAUGACCACUCUGCUUCUUUUACAUUUCCCAUUGUGUGUCUGGAGUAAGGUGAUGAUCUUGAAUUUUAUAUCCUGUGGAUUAAUACUGGAAGUACAAGAUAACAUUAGGUGUAAAAACAGUAGCUUUUCACAUUUUAUCAUGUUUGAUUGAAGACAUUUUACAUACAUUUUAGUCUGUUUGUGUGGUGCAGUUGUACCCAGUUUAAAAUAAAUGCCUGCCUUAAAAGGUA
Stegastes partitus (bicolor damselfish) is the source of this 5263-nucleotide messenger RNA. It is a transcript of the gene klhl28, whose product is annotated as kelch like family member 28. Bases 77 to 1792 code for a protein of 571 amino acids. The transcript is spliced from 6 exons. Lineage: Eukaryota; Metazoa; Chordata; Actinopteri; Pomacentridae. The record is from RefSeq and is a predicted model, not a curated record. Gene Ontology annotation, molecular function: protein binding.